Schistosoma mattheei is the source of this 2480-nucleotide messenger RNA. Lineage: Eukaryota; Metazoa; Platyhelminthes; Trematoda; Strigeidida; Schistosomatidae. The record is from the annotation of a GenBank genome assembly.
ACCUGUGGGCGCGUUAUUUGGCUACUGCGUUACUGUAACAAAAACUCUAUAUCUAGUGUUCUUUCGCUUCCGCUCACGUAUAUUCUACUUCAAAAACUGUUAACACUGCUUGAGAAAUAUAAUUAACUGGACCUCCCAUUUUUUUGGAAUGGGUGAUGAUACUUCCAAGGUUUCCACAUCAUUUUAGUCAAACCCUGCUUCUAGGCUUUUCGAAUACUCAGUCUGUAGUUUACAACGCCCGAGAUAUCGUUGUUUCGCUAUCGAGAAACAUUACUUGUUGAUAAGUUUUAGAUAUAGAAUGAACUCCAAAUAAACAACUUUGUGUAUAAGCCGCAGUAUACAAGGUGACUACAAAGGCUAAGCAACCACGCGCUCUCAUAAAAGACAACUUGUUCGUCGUAUAUGAGAUCUGAUUGUUGUAUUUUAUGAGCUCCAGCUAAGCUUGACUUGAACGGUUCAGGUGGCUGACUUUGGUUCCUAAUUUUAGCUUUACUAAAUGCUCUUCUCAAUGCUACAAAUACUCCAUCACCUUAGGUUUUUGAUAAGACUUGUUAAAAAUCAGCGGGAUAUUCAAAUACAUCUCUGUUAUUGCUUUUAGGAUAUUGAUGUAAAUGGAAUUAAGACAGCACUUAUUACUAUAAAAUCUACUGCUAAAUAUCACAUACAGUAUUGAAGGGAAUAUAGUUCUAUUUUUGCCCGUGGAUCAAACUAUCUUUCGACCCAUCUGACACUUUUAUUAGGUUGCAUUGUCUUCCGAACAUUAUAAAGUACUAUAAAUGGAACCAAUGAAUUUUUUCCCAGCACCUUUUUCACUAGGAACAAGCGAUAUGACGGUUACAGAUGUUUUACCAGCACAUGUCGAUGUAUGCCCCCAGAAUGUCGAAAAGUCCAUUGUGAGCUGUCAAAUCGGUAAUGUGCUUUACAGUAGCAAGUUAAAGUCUCCUUUGAGGGAUUCUAAUUAUGCCACUAUAAUUUACAACAAACGAACAAAAAGCGUUGAAGUUAUUCACAAAAAGCCGGAGUUCCUUGAGCCUUGCUUUGAUGAUGACGUAAUUGAGGUCCCAAAUUCAGUGAAAGCUGAUAGAGCUACUCUCAUCAAUGCUUUCGGUUCUGUCAAAAAACAACGUGCUUUACGUGAAAUGGAAAGAAAUCAAACUCAAAAGAAUUCGGUGACCAAUGCUCAGGUGAUUGAUCGAGCUAUGCAUGGUCAAACCAAAUUAAAAUAUGAUAACGAUGCCAAUUUGAAUAAUCCUGACAACGAAAUGGAUUGUUCUAACUCUCAAACCGAUGAACGUCUCCGCCUUCUUCCACCAAUAGUCUUGAAAGCUUCUUGUCCUGCGGAUGUUUAUCCUUAUGAAAAAUUAGUUCCUCCUAGAAUUUCAGAAGCCUUAAAUUCGGAGGUACAACGUAUUAUAUCUGUUGAUGUCAAUUCGAUUGAUACUCUAAUAAAUAAGAGUAUUUAUCCGCAGUGGAUAAGGAAUAAGCUGUAUAACUUGUGUACAACUAAGUCUGAAGGUUAUACAAAACAUGUUACCGGUUUGGUGUUUCUCAGUCACAUGUUUGCUUUGUUUCACUUGCCUAACCGAGACCUGAUGCGCAAGGUUCCACUUCCAGAUACACCAAAUACUGUUAACAAAUAUCUUCUUACUCAGUUUACAGCAUCAGUUAGUCGGAAUGGUAUGGGACGUCUAAAAGUACGCGCAAUGUCACCAAUGCUUCGUGAUAAAUUGAUUACGCACAUGUUAGUCCUGAUACUUCAUUGUGACAAUUUCAAGACGAUGGUUGAUAGUUUGACUGUAGACUUCAAAAUCGGACGUGAAAGGCUAAUUGUUUUCCAUAUUAUUCACGUAAUUGCUAUGUAUUUGUAUCAUGCAAGUCAGCUGAUGAAUCAUGAGAUCCACUAUUUUUAGGAUAGCUCAUCUCUUCGCCGUUUUUCUCAGAGUCCAUAUAGGUGGAGUCUUCACCAGGUAUACUACAUUCCAUCAGCAGUAUGAAGAUAUCAAGUGCGAAAAUAGUGAAGACAUUUGGUGCUAUCAAGUCAAACCUUCUCAUCUUAUAACGUAAUUCCCAGGACUUACAACUUCUUUUCUAGAUACACAUUAUAUUUGUGGACGAAGUCAUCUCUAUUGUUUACUAGUGCUAUUUGGUUUCAGAUUGUUCAGAAUAUUUUAUGAUUCUUGUUGGGAAUCGUUGAGUGAUGUGUAGGAUGUCAUUCUUGUUAUCACGUUUAUCUCUGUUACAUCUAAGUAUUUAGUUAGACACUUUUAUGGGGAUUUAUUUUUUGUCUCUUAGGUUAACUCAGUUUUUCCAAUAUUUGGGAUGUAAAUGUUCAAAGGUUGAAAAUACUCAAAACAAAUCUGAAUUGAACAUGGUAGCUGAACUGGUGACACCCGUAAGAUUACCGGAUCUCAAGUCAAAUAGAGCACCACAUUGAUUUUAGCAAAACAAUUGGCGACUGUACAUAAAGUUGUUCUUUUGUU